AUGUCCGCCGUACCCUCGCUCCCCGAGUCACUGUCAGCGAGGAGCAACACCACCCCACCUGACGAUGCCCUCCUCCACCGCAUCGACUCCGCCAACAAUGCCACCAACGGCGUGACCAGCCAUCCUCCUCACAAACCCACCACCACGACCACCGCCGCCAAGACAUCUUCUUCCCCUCCCACCACCUCCACCUUCACCCUCCACCAAGCGCCCGUCGAGAACCAGCGCCCGCUCCGUGUCAUCGUCGUCGGCGCCGGCUACUCAGGCGUAUACCUAGGCAUCCGCAUCCCCGAGCGACUGCGCAACGUAUCGCUACGCAUCUACGAGAAAAACGCCGGCAUCGGCGGCACGUGGUGGGAGAACCGCUACCCGGGCUGCGCGUGCGACAUCCCGUCGCACUCGUACCAGUACUCUUUCGCGCCGAACACGCAGUGGAGCAGCCUGUACGCGCCUGCCGCCGAGAUACAGCGGUACAUUGAGCGCACGGCGCGCGAGUACGGGGCGGAUCGGUUUAUUAAGCUGGGGCAUGAGGUGAAGGAGUGUAGGUUUGAUCGGGGGAGGGGCGUGUGGAGGGUGGAGGUGAGGGAGGGGGCGACGGGGAGGGUGUUUGUGGAUGAGGCGGAGGUGCUUGUGAGUGCGAGGGGGAAUCUGAAUACGAUGGCGUGGCCGGAGAUUGAGGGGUUGGGGAGCUUUGGGGGGGAGGUGAUGCAUUCGGCGAAGUGGAAUGAGAAGUACGACUUCACGAACAAGCGCGUGGGCGUCAUUGGUGCUGGCAGCAGUGCUAUCCAAAUAAUACCGAGCCUGCAGAGGCUCCCUGGGACGCAGCUCUCGUGCUUCAUCCGGAGCAGGACUUGGAUAUCCCCACCAUUUGGUCAAGAGAUGUGGGACAAGCUUGGCCUUACCAGCUUCAUAAUCCCCGACGAGCUCAAAGCCAAAUUCCAAUCCGACCCCUCGCACUACCACCAAUUCCGCCUCGCCGUCGAAGAAGACGCCAACUCCAUCCACGCCGUCACCAUGCGCGGCACAUCCAUGAACCUCGGCGCCAAGAAGGCUUUCGAGGACAACAUGCGCCAGCGCCUCGCCGCCCGCCCGGACAUCUUCGCCUCCUUGCUGCCGUCCUUCUCCCCGGGUUGCCGCCGCUUGACGCCUGGCCCGGGCUUCCUCGAAGCCCUGACCCAGCCCAAUGUUGAAUUUGUGAAUGAGAGUAUCGCGGCGAUCGAGCCUCGUGGCGUCCGCACGAAGGAUGGCGAGCUGCACGAGAUCGACGCCCUCGUCUGCGCCACGGGCUUCCACGUGUCGGCGCCGCCGCCGUUUCCUGUCAUCAUCGAAGAAGGAACUAGUGGUGGUGGUGGCGCUGUCAGAAGCAACAACGGCGCCGCCGAUGGCGUAGACCCAGCCGCCAAGCCCACCACCACCACCACCACCACCACCAGCGGGACCCGGACUCUCCACUCCCACUGGCAGCACCGCGCAACAUCCUACCUCAGCCUCGCGACCGACGGCUUCCCCAACCUCUUCAUGAUGCUGGGGCCCAACAGCGCCAUCGGCUCGGGCAGCCUGACGAUGAUGAUCGAGAGCACGGGCGACUACAUCGUCAAGUGCGUGCGCAAGAUCCAGCGCGACAACAUCCGCAGCAUGGCCGUCUCCGCGCGCCGCGUGCGCGACUUCACGCAGUACGUCGACGCGUACUUCGAGGGGACGGUCUUCGUCGAGGAGUGCAGGAGCUGGUAUCGGAGUGAGGAGGGGAAGAUCACGGGGCUGUGGCCGGGGAGUACGAAUCAUUGUAUUGAGGCGUUGAGGAGUCCGCGGUGGGAGGAUUGGGAGUACGAGUAUGUGGGGGAGGGGGAGGAGGGGGAAGAGGUUAAUCGGAUGGCGUGGUUGGGGGAUGGGUGGAGCCAGAAGCAGAGGGAUGGGGUGGAUUUGGCGUUUUAUUUGUAUCCAGAGUUCUUGGAUAAGCCGGUGCCGGGGAGGCCGGAGGAGAAGGAGGUGUAUAAGGUGAGGCCGUUCUCGUACUGA
Lasiodiplodia theobromae is the source of this 2016-nucleotide messenger RNA. RefSeq names its product Flavin-binding monooxygenase. The record is from RefSeq and is a predicted model, not a curated record. The coding region runs from base 1 to 2016 and encodes 671 amino acids. The transcript has 3 exons. NCBI's taxonomy places the organism in Eukaryota, Fungi, Ascomycota, Dothideomycetes, Botryosphaeriales, Botryosphaeriaceae.